Telopea speciosissima is the source of this 843-nucleotide messenger RNA. RefSeq lists its product as uncharacterized. The coding region runs from base 44 to 610 and encodes 188 amino acids. NCBI's taxonomy places the organism in Eukaryota, Viridiplantae, Streptophyta, Magnoliopsida, Proteales, Proteaceae. The transcript is spliced from 8 exons. The record is from RefSeq and is a predicted model, not a curated record.
AGAAUCUGUGUUUUGUGCUGAGAGAAGCAGAAGAGGGGGAAAGAUGAGUGGUAGGCAAGGGCCACCAAAGCAUCAAAACAAGUACGGAUGGAAGCCUAACGCCGGACACAAGAAGAACGAAACGGAAGUUGGAGGAACGCUAAGACCUUACUCGGAGAUCACUGGCGUCUGUGCUCGCUGUAAAGGCCAGAUUGAAUGGAAACGCAGGUACGGGAAAUACAAGCCCCUUGUCGAGCCUGCUAAGUGUCAACGAUGUUCGAAGCGGGCUGUCCGGCAGGCUUACCAUAAUCUCUGCCCUGCUUGUGCCAAAGAUCAAAAAGUGUGUGCUAAGUGUUGUUGCCAUGUUGAUCGGACAGUUGGAAGGGACUGUUCAGAAGUAGAGGCUGAGCAAAAGGCACUUGAGGAGGCCAUAAAAAAUGCACGGGAGAGGGAUCGGAGGACACUAUUACGUGCUAUGAACAAAGGGAAAACUCAAACAAAAACGUCGAGCAACGGAGAAAGAAAAGUAGAAUUAUUUCCUGCAGCGUCCCUCGAUCAGUAUGCUGAACUCAGUAUUGAGCAACAAGAAGAAGAAGAAGAUGAUGAUGAUGAGGACCAGAUAUGUAAUUGACAUAUGGGAACAAUCGUUGACAGCUUUGGUAGGUCAGUUUUUAUACAUCUUUUCUUUAAUGCAUUGUGAUGAAGAUGCCUGUAAGAUUAGUACUAGCCUUAAUGAAUCUGUUGAAUUCAGUAAAGAGCAGGAAAAGGCAGUGGACCAGAUAUGUAAUUGAGAGAUGGGAACAAUCUCUUGACAGUUUUGGUAUGUUAGUUUUUAUACAUCUUUUCUUGAAUGCACUGUGAUGA